This is a messenger RNA of Nerophis lumbriciformis (worm pipefish), 3015 nucleotides long. NCBI's taxonomy places the organism in Eukaryota, Metazoa, Chordata, Actinopteri, Syngnathiformes, Syngnathidae. The record is from RefSeq and is a predicted model, not a curated record.
GCCAGUCUGUCCUUUUGGGGAUGGGGGGGUCUCGGAGUUGUGCUGUUCCUCAUCACCUUCGGACCCUUUGCCAUUUUCUACCUGGCCUUUUACAUCCUCUGCUUCAUUGGAGGGGGCUUCGCCGUCACUCUACUUUAUGGGAAAAUCAACUCGGAGAAGUACUUGGAGAAGUGCGAGCACUCCUACCUGCCGCCUCCACCAAUUGGUAUUUCAAAGACGCUGGAUGAGAUGAAGCUGGAAAUGAAGCCCAUAAAGAUUGACAGGCGGCUGACUGGCUCGAGUUUCAUAGACGAACCUCUGCAACAGGUGAUCCAGUUUGCUUUGAGAGAUUACAUCCAGUACUGGUACUACACUCUGAGCGAGGAUGAGUCUUUCUUACUCGAAAUCCGACAGACACUUCAGAACGCCCUCGUCCAGUUCUCCACGCGGUCCAAAGAAGUGGACUGGCAGCCUUACUUCACCACUCGCCUGGUGGACGACUUUGCCACCCAUUUGCGUGUCUUUCGGAAAGCUCAGGAUCGUCUCCCGGACAGAGAGGAUAAACAAAGGGACAUAACAGAAGAGCUGAUAGACUCGUUUUUUGAGGCCGAAGUGGAGAUGGAAAGAAAAAUCUGCCGGGACGUGGUGUGUACUUCUCUAAAGGACGAAGAAGGUUUCCUCCGGGACUUGUGCGAAUUGCUUCUGUAUCUGUUGCUACCUCCUGGAGACUUCCACAACAAAAACAUGAGAUAUUUUUUAAGAGAGGUGUUGGCACGCGGUGUCCUGCUUCCGCUCAUCAACCAGCUGAGUGAUCCCGACUACAUCAACCAGUUCGUCAUCUGGAUGAUCCGAGACUCAAGUUGUAACUACGAAGCCUUUAUGAACAUCUUGAAAUUGACCGACAAACCUGCAGAACUGGAAGCCGUGAAGGACAAGGUGAUUGAGGAACUGCAGUAUUUGCGGUCACUGGACACGGCAGGAGAUGACAUCAACGUCAUCAAAAACCAGAUCAACAGUCUUCUGUUUGUCAAGAAGGUCUGCGAGACCAGGAUCCAGAGACUAAAAUCUGGAAAGGAGGUAGACACGUUGAGGCUCGCGGCCAAUUUCGGCAAGCUGUGCGUCAUCCCGUUGGAUCACAUCCUGGUCCACAACAUCGCCUUGCAGUUCUUCAUGGACUUCAUGCAGGCCGCCGGUGCCCAGGCGGAGCUCUUCUUUUGGUUGACGGUGGAGGGCUACCGAGUGACGGCGCAGCAGCAGCUAGAGGCCAUGCAGCGCUGGCAGAAAGACGGAAAACGACAACCUAACGCAACCAAGGGGCUUCUGAAAGCGGCCGCACUGGGCGUUUUUGAGCAGUAUCUGUCUGAAAAGGCUUCUCCCAGAGUCCAAGUGGAUGAAGACUCCAUAACACGCUUGUGGGAGAAGCUUCAGAAAGAUGAUCCCACGCCAGAAAUUUUUGACGACAUCCAGAAAAAGGUUUAUGACAUGAUGCUUCGCGACGAAUGCUACUACCCCUCGUUCAAGCAAAGCCCGCUGUACGUGCGCAUGCUAGCCGAGCUAGACAUGCUAAAAGAGCCUAGCUACCGUGGCUCCGACGACGGCGACGCAGAAUCCUUCAACGGCUCGCCGACUGGAAGCAUCAAUCUGUCUUUGGAUGAGCUGAGCAACUCGUGUCACGACGAAUCGAUACAGCUUCACGCUUUCAUCUCCGAUACCCCGAUUUGCUACGCCGUUUUGUUGCCGUCCUCAAUUUCUCUCAUGGCACCCGCAUGCUGUUUACUGUCUUUUGACCCCCCUCCUGUUGUUUCCCCACCUCUUGCGAUCGUAUCAUUGGGUGGGGUAGCUGACGCUUCUGUUCCCGGCUUGUGGGCCGCCGCAGGUGUGUGCAAUGAGCACGGGAAGACGUACGCGCUUUACGCCAUCACUGUAUUCAGACGCAACCCAGACGGCAGCGAGGAUUGCUGGAAGACUUAUCGUCGCUACUCCGAUUUCCAUGACUUCCACAUGAGGAUCACUGAGCAGUUUGAGAACUUGACGUCCAUUUUGAAGCUCCCGGGGAAGAAAACAUUCAACAACAUGGACAGAGAUUUCUUAGAGAAGAGAAAAAAGGACCUCAAUGCAUACCUACAGUUGCUGUUGAACCCCGAGAUGGUGAAAGCGUGUCCAACGCUUAUCCCGUAUGUCUACGACUUCCUAGAGAACAAAGCUUACAAUAAAGGCAAAGGAGAUUUUGCACGCAAGAUCGACACGUUCGUCAAUCCUAUAAGGAGCUCCAUGAGGAACGUGUCCAACGCGGUCAAGUCGCUCCCGGACAGUCUUGCCGAGGGCAUGAACAAAGUGUCGGACAACAUGGGCCGCAUGUCCGAAAGACUGGGCCAGGAUAUCAAGCAGUCAAUCUUCAAGGUGCCUCCUCUUCUCCCCAAGUCGGACAUUGACCCCGAACACUGUCGGGUGUCGGCCCAGCUGGACGACAACGUGGAUGACAACAUCCCGCUACGCGUCAUGCUGCUACUAAUGGACGAGGUGUUCGACCUAAAAGAGAAGAACCAGUGGCUACGCAGGAACAUCAAGAACCUGCUUCAGCAGCUCAUCCGAGCCACUUACGGCGACACCAUCAACAGGAAAAUUGUGGACCACGUGGACUACUUAACGUCUCCUGAGCAGGUGGCAGACUAUGUCAAGAAGUUCAGAGACUCUUACUGGCCCAACGGAAUUCUGGCCGAGACGCCGCCCCGUCGGGACAAAAGCAUCCGCAUGAGGACGCGAGUCGCCGCCAAGACGAGCUUGCUGGGUAUCAUGCCAGACGAGCUGAAGCACAUCAUCGGCGCCGACACCACGCGCAAGGGCAUUCUGCGCGUCUUCGACAUGUUCCAGUACCAGGCCACCAACCGCCGUCUGGUCUACGUCUUCCUGGAGGGCUUCUUGGAAACCAUGUUCCCCCAGUACAAGUUCCCCGAGCUCUUCGUCAAGCUGCACUCCCGCUCGCCGCGCGUCCACCGAUACGGCCACAAACUCAAAGGCUCCUCGCUCAAGAGGUGA